CGAUUUUAACUCAACAACAUUUAGAUGUUUUCUUUGAAAAAAUAAAGGCAAAAAAAUAUCACUAAAUUUCGGUUUUAAAUUUUGAAUCGUGUGAACUUUAGUACAGAAGCCGCCAUGAAGUUCUAUCCGAAUGCAGAUGUCUGGUUCUGUGUGGACAAGACCAGCUGCUUGAACAGCUAUCAAAAGUAUCCACCCACGCACAGCUGGAAGAUUCACGAUCGGACCACCGCGCGGGAAAUGUACUAUUGGCGCGACAUCGAGGGCGUGAAGAAGACGGAGAUCAAGCUUAAGGAUCUGUACUUCACCAAUUGGCCCAAAACCCGCAUCCGUCCACAGGCCUGCUUGGGAUUGCUCUAUGCCACGGGCAACAGAUUCAUCCGACUGACCAAGGCACCACCAGCGGGCUUCAAGUGUGCACCACUGCCCGUCAAUCUGGCCACCGCUCGAAUUGUCAAAGUGGAGCUGCGCAAGAAGGCGAAGCGCGAAAAACAGGCAGCUAAAAAGGCUAAAAAGGAAGCGAAGAAGGCCAAGAAGGCGGGCAAAAAGGGCAAAGGAAAGGGCGGUAAUGGCGAUCUUAAGCCAAAGGUCAUUAGGACAUACGAAGACGCCGAGAAAGCAUAAUGAUUACACAUUAUAUUCAAAUCCCGGUGUAUUAAAGUGAAUUUCGAUAAUUUUUAAACGUUUUGAAGGCGUAU
Drosophila melanogaster (fruit fly) is the source of this 695-nucleotide messenger RNA. RefSeq lists its product as uncharacterized. The coding region runs from base 115 to 621 and encodes 168 amino acids. The record is from RefSeq and is marked reviewed. NCBI's taxonomy places the organism in Eukaryota, Metazoa, Arthropoda, Insecta, Diptera, Drosophilidae. The transcript is spliced from 2 exons.